Molecule: messenger RNA, 432 nt
Organism: Aspergillus pseudoviridinutans
Lineage: Eukaryota; Fungi; Ascomycota; Eurotiomycetes; Eurotiales; Aspergillaceae
Exons: 3
Coding region: 1-432 (143 amino acids)
Source: RefSeq, a predicted model, not a curated record
AUGCCGAAGUACCUCUCCAAUCUGGUUGUUAUGUACGCCGAGGAAGAGGCUUCUCAGCCUGAUGACAUAGUCACCGAGCUGCAAGGCUUGUCGUCUGAUAUCAACAAGGGCGUGGGGGGCUUGUAUGUGUGGCUUCAGCCGCAAUGGACUGCCGAGAAAGAGGGAGCGAUCACCCAUCUAUCCUUUGAAAAGCCGAAGAGUGAGAUCAGAAAUUACAACAAUCUGGCCUUGCAGAGAAAGGAUGAAUAUCGAUAUAUCACCGCUGAGCCCAAAGGCGAAAGGCCAAUUACUAGAGUCGGCCUUUUUCGCACCGAACACGAACUUACCCCUGAACAGAUCAAGACACGGAUCGGGCAAAGUGGAUACACGAACUACACUGCCGAUAUAAAUCAAGGCCGUGGGGCGAGCUAUCUGUACCUUGUGUGGACAUAA